ACAUACAUGUCCCUGUAAAGACCGUCACAAGCACACUUCACCUAUAACAGAAGGCUUCUCCGCCCUUGGUGUCUACGAAGCACGAUAAUCUGGCAUGGUCGUCGGCUUCCCGACACCUCUGGUGCUUACGAUGUUCAACCCUUGAGGUUCGGCGUUGUUGCUCCCUUUUUCUCACGAAAGGAUUGUUUCUGCGGCACACAAAGCAGAGGCGGGGAGCCGCACACAUAUCUUACGAUCAUGAGAGGAAUCGGGGCUCUGUGCUGCGCGCUAGCAGCUGUGCAUGGAGUAACGGGAUUCGUGGCGCCCCUCUCGCCAAGAGGUUUCGGACAGCAGCAGACGGCGCGAGCUUUCUUGGCCCCCUCGUCCUCCCAGCAACCAGCAGCAGCACGAUUGCGCAUGGUGGCGACGGACUUCCCCAAGUUCACGGUGUCCCUCAUGGACGACACUCGUGUAUCGUUCCACAUGGACGAGAAAGACGUCCGGAAACUGGCUGAUGUGGUGAACAACAUUUUGAGGUCCUUCAAACGCCUGAAAGCGAACGCUGCGGAAGGGGGAAAGCCGUACAAGGAAGACAGCGUGGAGUACAAAGACACUAUCGACGGCCUUAACAUCGUGGUGGAGUGCAACCCGAACAUCUUUCCGGACCCUUUCAAGGCACAGGUUUUUGUGCGUAUUUACGAUGACAAGAUGGAGGUCAGCAGCCAGGCGAUGCUCACCAAGCUGACCGAUGCUAUCAAGCAGCACUUGUCCCUGUUCAAGUGAAAAGUUGGCGGCCGCGCUCCACGACGUGGCGUUGCAAGGGCUCUUUUUUUGUCCGUUCCUCUUUGUCCUGCUUUUGAGCCGGAUACCUUGAGGGGUGUUCUUUCUGGUGGUACGUGUUUAGAAAUGUGCGUGCCAUUCUCAAUUUAUUGAAUAAAGUGUGUGGCUUCUUGGCAGCUAGCAGGUAGCACAUGGCAUCGUCUAUUUCGCUUCGACUACACACUUUGUGUGCAUGUAAGAGUGCCGCCAAAAGAAAACCUGCCCAGAAAAGCGAGGUGGCUUGCAUAGCACCGGGGCUAUACAGACAUACGUCGGUGGAAUGACCGGAGACGGAAAAUGGAAUUUGGCAAGUUUGAUCUUGGAGUCGAUGCCAACAGCACAGCUGAGUGUGUUUUGGAAGCUUUUUCUUGACGUCGAUGCUAACAGUGCAGCUGAGUGUGUCGGGGGUUGUCGGUAUGUGAGCCGGACAACAACCAGGUGAUGCAUGUCGGGUAUAUGCAGUCAUGCAGUGGCUGUCCGGUUGCAUUGGUUCUUAUUUGUACAUGCGAAGAGUGUCGGCUUAGGGAAAAACCUCCCCGCAUCAACAGCAGUGACGAAGUACCUGGUCAAUCGGCGAGACAAUGUAACGGCAACGUCUUAUCCAGAAAAUUCCUUUUGUUCGGUCUUUUGGACUGGUCCAUUUGAUUCGCAAGGUUCCUCAAGCUUCGGAGAUUCGCGCCUACUUCUCAGUAUCCGAAAAUGCCGUGCUCCUUCUUACAGCAGUAGCGCAUGCAGCAAGCGUGGGUGUCAACACGGCAACAGCCACUUGGACUGAACACGUAUACACACCGCCCACCCUUCCUUGAAUUCACCAUUCUACGAGGUCUUUGACGUUCAAGUCAGCUUAAGAUUCUGCCCUGCGUCGCGCAGAAGUUCCCACACGAAUCUGGGAACGCCCACGACUUCAGGGAUCUCGCCUGCUGGCGCGGAGGCUUCGGCGAACUCGGCUUGCCGCGGAGCCACCGCCGCAGAAGGAUGUCCUAACCUAUCACACGGAGGUUCCGUCGCCCUGACGCAAACCUUCGGCUGGCGCAGUGUAUGGCAAGCGAGCUCAAGAGCACGGACAGCAUACCCGUCGUGAAGCCGUCGCCGAGCGAGCAGCAGCUGGUUCUCAAGAAAGGCAACGGCACCGGCUUGUCCUCCGGACCACCCGCUUGGGAGCACCUCCGUGGUUGCCACGAAGGUGAACGACGGUUUCGGUUGUUCUCGACUACCACCGCUACCGCCACAGCCGCUUCCAUUCGGCGCAGCGGUGCACUGCGCUGAAUCUUCCGCGCAGACGCUGACGCUGACGCCCCCUUCCAGCUGCUCUCGCAAGGCAUGGGUGAAGUCCUCAUUUAGGCCAGAACGAGCGUCCUCCCUUUCAAGCGCGGAAUCAAUGGCCCCUGCUCCGCCACGCUCCACUGCUGCAGACUCACUGCCGUGGGUCCUUUCGUCGCACGGCCCCUCGCUGCUGGUGGUGCUUUGAAGGCCUCUUCCAACGAAAGAUGAGUUUCCUCUAGUUGACUCGACGCUAGCCCGCGGCCCUGGCGGCUGUUCUUCGGUAGACGGCCAAGGGUUGCUUCGCGCAGAGGGGAAGAAUGCGUGCUCCGACAAAGCUGAAUCUUCCUCUCUAGGUGACGAUUCGUGGCCUUCAGGAUGCUCCCAGCCCGUCGCGUCGGUCUGGGGCUGUGUCACCAGCACCUGAGAGGGCAAGCCUGGCAGGAACAUCGCCUGCGUGGCCUGCGAAGGGUCAGGUGGCGUUGACGUUAUCGACGGCGGUACCGCUGGAGAGCUGCAGAUGUCCUCGCGGUUUUGCGACGAGUAGCAGUCAUUGCCGUCGGUAUCCCCGCGCCUUUCCCGCUCUUGUUGCACGCCAGCUCUGCCGUGCGGAUGCGACGACAGCUUUGUGCAUGAUGAGGACAUGUCUGAUAGUGCACCCGUACAGCGGUCUUGUCUCAUGACCGAUUUUGCCUUCUCUAAUCCCCAAUCCUUCGAGCUUCUUGGGGCAGCUAAGCACAGUCUUAUCUGGUUCAAAUCCGACACUUCCUUUUCUACCGGCGCUGCUGCAGCUCCGGUCGUGCAGUCCUGUGCGACACAAGGACGAGGAACAAGACCAUGCUCACCAACCGCUGCCCUCCCUUCCACGGCGACAGCAGUGUCGUCCAGUGCUUCCCGUGACCGAUCUACAUCCCUGCCUUCCUCCCUUGAUCCAAGACCUUCGUCGCUCAAUGAGCUGGCGUUGACCUUGCCGCUCCUAAUACAUAUGCUGCGGUCAUGAUCGUUAGCGGCAUGGUAGGCAUCGAUGUCCGCCGGCCGGAUCUCAUCGUACCAAAGAAAAGGAGACGACAACCUCAAACCACUGCUGGUGUCCCGGCUGCUGCUAGCACCGGCCUGCUCUCUCACAGUGGCCUCGAGAAUCUUGUACAGAGCUUUGCAGUGGCUAUGAAAGGUGUAAGCUCCUCCGUCGCCUACCCCUGUGUUCGUUGUCUCCGACAUCGUCCCCCCGGUUCCUGCUGGUGGUGCCGCCGGGGUGUUGUGACUGCCGCAGGCAUUGCCAAGAACCCGACCACAGGUGAUGAUAUAGUCUAUGAAAAUCUUGAGCGCAAGAUGACAAAGACGGCUUCCAGCAGUACUAGGGGGGAGAAUGGGAAGAGGGAGGGAGCCAGCGGGCGAGAGUG
Molecule: messenger RNA, 3458 nt
Organism: Ectocarpus sp. CCAP 1310/34
Lineage: Eukaryota; Phaeophyceae; Ectocarpales; Ectocarpaceae
Source: the annotation of a GenBank genome assembly